AUGCCAAUAAAACAAACUAUUGUGAAUAGACUUCAGCGUCGAAAUUUUUAUCAUUUUAUUGUGUAUGUGUUAUUCUACUAUGUUGUCGAAAGGAGCAUCGCGACAGCUAUGCCGCACGACUGCGCCUAUCGCGCACCCGAGAUGGAUUCGUCUGAAGAUGCUGUGCUUUUUUGCAAAAUUCGAACUAUAAGCAGUUUGGAUAAUCUCUUGCAAAAUAUCAGUCGAACCCAUUUUGACGAUAUAACAUCGUUGCAUGUACAAUGUAGUGAGAUACUAUUCUUCGAGAGCACGCUUGCAGCACAAACGGAAAAGACAUCUGGAAAACAUUCAAAUCUAGACAAGCUAAGAGAUCUUGUCAUUGACAAAUGUAAGAUACGUAAGAUACCGGCACAUGCGUUCGAGAAUUUCAAAGACCUUAAAUCUCUGCACAUUACAACGCACAACAGUGAAUGGUCUGCAAUAACUAUGGAGUUAAAUGAACAUGCUUUUACGAACUUAAGUGAGUUAAUUGAACUAGAUUUAAGUGACAAUAAUAUCUGGAGUACCAAAACUGAAACCUUUUGUUCAUUGUAUAGUUUAAAAACCUUAAAUUUGACUAAAAAUCAUUUGCAGAACAUUAAAACUAUUGGUUUCUCUGAUUCUUUACGAGAACAAAACUUAAGUAUAAAAAGUUGUAAUUUAGUUUUAGAAGCUCUUGAUAUGUCUUAUAACGAUUUGAUUGUUAUAGCAGAAAAUAGCUUAUCUAAGUUGCGCUCAUUGUUGAAACUAUUUUUGCAGAAUAAUGCAAUUUCAACUCUCGAAGACGGCGCCUUUGAGGGCCUUAUUAGUUUACAAGUUUUGAACAUGUCAAGUAAUUUUUUGAACAGUAUACCGCCUGAUAUUUUUUCAGAUACAAAAUUUCUUAAGGAAAUUAUUUUAAGUAACAAUACAAUAAAUGUUUUACCGCCUGGACUCUUUAGAGGCUUGGAACAACUCCAAGUGUUAGAUAUUUCAUAUAACGAACUAACUAGUCAGUGGAUAAAUAAGGGCACAUUCGUAGGGUUAUUGCGUAUGGUUAUAUUAAAUAUUUCUUUUAACAGACUUAAUAGAAUAGACCGCUAUAUGUUUCAGGACUUAUAUAGUUUGCAAAAAUUGAAUUUAGAACAUAAUGAAAUAGCAUCUAUAGAUGAGCAUUCAUUUGAAGAACUGAGAAAUCUACAUUCACUUACGCUCUCAAAUAAUAAACUUUUGCAUAUUCAUACACACAUUUUUACAGAUUUGCACGUAAUACACGAACUAUUUCUGGACAAUAACAAAAUCAGACACAUAGACGAAAAUGCUUUUGACAAUAUGACUACGAUUGAGGAUUUAGGCUUAAAUGAUAACUUUUUACCCUCGAUUCCUUCUUCAAUUCGCAAAUUACGAUCCCUCAGAUCCUUGGACAUAGGGAACAACAAUAUAACCCAUUUAAACCGAGAAAACUUUCGAGGUCUGACAGAACUUUUCGGUUUGCGUCUUGUAGAUAACAGAAUUACUCAUUUAAACGAAGAUACUUUUGAACAUUUAUCUCAGCUGCAGGUACUUAAUUUAGCGUCUAAUAAAAUAAAAAUAGUCUCGUCUGGAUGCUUUCGUAAAAAUAUUAAAUUAAAAUUACUACGGAUGGACGGUAACGAAAUUACAAAGUUUGACGGAAUAUUUUCUACAUUAAAUAGUUUAGUAUGGUUAAAUAUGUCUGCAAAUAAAAUUUCAUCUUUUGAUUUUGACAGUUUUCCAAGCAGCUUAGACUGGCUAGAUUUACAUAUGAAUUACAUUGACACAUUUUACAAUAACGAUAUGAAUUCGAAUAUUAACAUAAAACUAUUGGAUUUAAGUUAUAAUAAUAUAACGGAAUUAACAGUGACAUCAAUACCAAAAUCAGUUGAAAAACUAUAUUUAAAUGAUAAUAGCAUACGCCAUAUACAUGUCGGCGCUUUUUCAAAAUUGUCAAGGUUAUCAAUUGUGACAUUAAACAAUAAUAAAAUAGUACAGCUUGACAUGAAUGCCUUCAGAUUAGAUCAAAUAAAUGAAGAUAACGACUUACCCGAGUUCUUUAUAAGUGGAAAUCCAUUUCUUUGUGACUGUUCUAUGGAAUGGAUUCAACGAAUCAAUUAUUUAAGUCACAGCCGACAAUACCCACGUGUUUUAGAUCUCGAUAAAGCGUUUUGUUCAUUGGUUCAUUCGCGUAUUAAAGAGAAAAAAAAGAUAAUAGAUAUGUCACCUUCUGACUUUCUAUGUCCAUACGAAAGUCAUUGCUUUGCUCUUUGUCAUUGUUGUGAUUUUGUUGCUUGUGAUUGUGAAAUGAUUUGUCCAAAUAACUGUCGAUGCUAUCAUGAUAUUACGUGGAACGCUAAUGUGGUAGACUGUUCAAACGCCGGGUAUACAGAGGUGCCGGAUAGAAUUCCAAUGGAUGCAACUGAAAUAUAUUUAGACGGAAAUGAUAUCAGUAAUUUGGGCAAUCAUAUAUUCAUUGGUAAAAAAAAGUUGCAAAUUUUAUACCUAAAUAAUACAAAGCUGAAAGAAGUAAAUAAUCUAACGUUUAAAGGUAUCGAAUCAUUAAGAGUUUUGCAUUUGGAAAAUAACAAGUUAGUCGAAUUGAAAGGGGAUGAAUUCGUACAUUUGAACCAUUUAAAUGAACUAUAUCUAGAUCAUAAUGCAAUAGUACAUGUUGCAAACAAUACAUUUUCUUCAUUAAAAUCACUGUCAGUUCUUAGAAUAGACGACAAUAAGCUUGUCAAUUUUUUCCCUUGGAAACUUUUAGCUUCAUCCUCUAAAAGUUUAGCACAUGUUUCUAUAGAGGGUAAUCAAUAUUCUUGUGAUUGUAAAAGUAUAGCAGAAUUAGAUACUUGGCUUCGUAAAGACCCAGGAGAUCCAGAAAAAAUGCUUUGUUCUGAUACUGAGGGAAAACCAACCAAAAUAACAAUUGCAUCAGUUUUAAGUCAUUGCAAGGAAUAUCUAGGAUCAAUAAGUGAUCCAUCGGUUUCAAAGAAUGAAAUCGUUUCUAAGUCCUUAUUUCUUCCUAAUAACUACUUUGCGAUUAUAUGUGGGGUUAUAAUUAUUGUAGUAAUAAUAUGUCUUAUAGGUGCUAUAUUUUAUGCUUUCAGAUAUGAUGUCAGUGAUUGGUUGUACACUAAAUACGGUGUACCUUUGUUUAAAGAACAGUCAUGUCCCAAUGUUGAUCACGUUUUGGAGGGAAAUCCGAAUCACGUGUACGAUUACUAUGUGAUAUGUAAUACCAAAGAUACUCAUUUCAUUUAUCAUAACAUAAUGUCAGAGAUAGAAUUCAGAAAAAUGUCCUCAAAAAAGUUUCCAUUAAAUGAAUCCACCUUGAAUAUACUAACGUUAGAUAGCUUUUCAAAAUCUUCAAAAUUAUCUAAACGUCUUCUCAUUGUUUUAACGACCAAUUUUAUUUGUAACGAUCUUUGUGAUUUUCAUUUCAAGAAUAUGUUUUAUAGCUAUUUAAAGUCUUUGAAUCGUAGUGAUUUGAAUAAGGUAAUAUUCAUUAAGAUAGUAGAUAACAACCAAAUAAACGACGAACUUUGUUUUGUAUUAGAUAAGUUUAAAAAUAUAUCGUGGAACGACCCGCGUUUCUGGGAUAGAUUUAUCGUUUUACUUAAUUCAACCGACACCAUUAUCACUGUAAAGAGCUCCGAGAAGAGCGUAUUCAAGAAGUCAUUACGUCAGACCCCGACGUUAAGAUACACUACAAUGCCGGUCACAAACGAUAGUUGUUCAAGGCAGAAUUUUUCGAAUUCUUUGCAAUAUUACAAGAGGAACGACGGGGAAACAUCGCAGAAUGAAAGUUCUCCUUCGUCGGAUAACACGUAUGGGGAAGGGAACAAUUCGAACAAUAGUUACAUGUCUAUUGACAACAGGACAUGUCCCCGUUUUAAUUAUGACCUCAGGCUCUCCCCAAGUAGUGGUCAUGAUUAUUCUAGGGUCGAAGAUAUAUCUCCCACUGUAUCUCGUUCUAUUACGAGCACUACUGCUAAAGGUCGCACUUAUUUUGUC
Brenthis ino (lesser marbled fritillary) is the source of this 4026-nucleotide messenger RNA. NCBI's taxonomy places the organism in Eukaryota, Metazoa, Arthropoda, Insecta, Lepidoptera, Nymphalidae. The record is from the annotation of a GenBank genome assembly.